AUGGCAAGAAUAAUUAAAGUUUCCACUAAGUGGUGGCACGAAGAGAGAGAAAUAUCAGAAUCAGCGGAUUGUAUUAACACAAUUAUCAACGAUAAUAAAGAAGAACAAGCAUAUUUUGAUCUCAUUCUUUCUACUUUUGAAAGGUAUGAUGAAUCCAACCGUACUUAUAUAAACAAAAAUUUUUUGGCCGAUAUUGAUUUUAUUAUUCAAUGUGCAAUAACAAGUUUGACAUCAUCUGAACAUUCUCAACGAUUAGUAAAAUGUAUUGAUGCUUAUUUUUAUAUCUAUCGUCGGGUUACAGAAUACAAUGCUUAUGAUAGACAAUCUGACUCUUCACUAAAAGAAUUUCAAGAAAAAUUACUUCAGGAAUUAGGAAAUAUAUUUAAAUUAACAAAAGGUUCAAUAUCAAUUCUUUCCACGACAAGCAAAGACUUGAUAAAACAUAUAAAUAUUCAACAACAUCUUGCUGCAGUUACAGAGUUUAUAGAUCUGGAAAACUUACAUAUAUUAUUUGCUCUUUGUAACUUAUCAUUUCAAUCAUUCUUAUUAAUCGAAGAUUAUGUUCAUCUGCAAUGGAUUGAUAUAUUUUCGAAAAUACAUCAAUGGAAAAUAUCACUCACAGAUUUUGUUUUACAGUACAUGGAAUACAAACUAGCAUUUGAAAAAUUUCCGCUUGAUAUAUCAUCGUUAAUUUACCUUAUACGGGUCAUCCAUCCAUCAGGAACCAUUGAAGAGUCCCCAUUUCUCAUUUUUCAAGAUAUUCUAAGUCAAUUGAAUUUAGAUCAUAGAGAAUUUUUCGAUGAAUUUCUUAUCUUAUUCGGUAAUGGUAUAAAAAAUAAUUUUUACAAACUUUCCCACAUCGCUCCGUUAUUACAAAUGUUAAGUGUACGAGAUGAACGACUAUUUAAUCAAUAUUUGUAUAUUUACUCAUCUAAUACAUGUACUAAUUCUAUAUGGAAUAUGUUUUUAUACCUGAAUACAACUGAGGAUUUUAAUCAAAUCAUGCAAAAAUAUUUUAGUUUGAUUUUAAUGCAGCAAAUUCAAACUAUUUCAAUUGAAAUAUUAAAAAAUUAUUAUAGAUCGGUCAAUGAGUGUGUAAAUAAAAUUAAAGAUGAAAAUCGUGAAGAUUUUUUGAGAAUACUCGAAACUGUACUCUGUGCAUUUCUUAACAAACAACUUACCGAUGAGCACUAUUCCUGUCAAUUUUCAGAGAAUGAUUUAAAAGAAUUAUUAAAUAUCGCUUUUGAAUUAUCACCAACACAUGAUCUUCAAAAUCGAUCUUGUUCACUAAUUAUCCAAUAUUUGUUAUUCAAAUUAGUUAAGAAUGUACCAUCAAAAUCUAUAAAAAUCAAAUAUCUUUUUGAAAGACUUAAUAAUUUUGAUACAAAUUUAUGUGAAACAAAUGAUCCUGCUGAUAUUAUAAAAGAUGAGUGGUUAAUUGAUUAUAUUUUUCAUGUUCCUCAAGAUUGGUUGAUGAUAAGCAAAAAUGAUUAUCAAAAUCUUAGUGAUAUUCACCACAAUAAUCGUUGGUCAAUUUAUAUUUGGUCAAGAAUUAUCAGCUUGAGUCUUUCAACAUCAGAAAUCGGUAAAUGGGACGAAAUACUUGCAAAAUUAAAUGAAUGGAUGAUCAAUGUCCAGCAUGACAUUUACAAUGCCAAUGACAUUUUAACAAUUAUUUUUGUUAAGAAUAUAUUCGAAAUUGUGAUUUUCAAGCAUACUAAAUCUGUACUGUCUACUCCAAAUAUUGGAUCGAUUCUUCAAUUUAUUUUACAUACUAGACAAUAUAAUUCUCAUUUAAUUGAUAUAAAACAAGUUGAUAAUUUUAUUGAAAAUGUAUGUCAUUUAAUUCGAGAUAUUUUAUCAUUAAAUAGUACACGUACAACAUAUCUUGGACUUUUACGUAAAUCAAACAUUCAUUAUUUUCUUCCUUUCUUUGAUCUUGAAAAUAUUCUCACUUCAUCUGAUCCACAACAGUACAAAUUUCCUGUUACAACAAUCAACAUUGAUUCAAUUGUUUCUAUUCAGAAGCCAAAUGAUAUUGAUAUAUCUAAGAUUGAUUCAAAAGAGGAAUUUCUUCAUCGUUUUAUACUACACAUUAAUCGAUGGCUAGAAUGGUAUGAUAAAUUUAUCGACAUUUUUCAAUAUAUUAUUGAACGAUUUAAAACCUGGAAAUUAGACGAUGCUGAACAAUUAUUUAUCGAUAUACGCACAAUUAAAUAUGAUUCAUUGAUUAGAGUCAUUAAAAUAAAAUCAAUCAUUCAACAAAUUUUAAAAAUACUCAAAUCUUUCAACAAUCUUCAACGUCUUUGUGAUCUAUUCAAUUGUUUAGAUUCCUUCGAAUCUAUUGAUACUGGUUCUUUAACUCAUACAGACCAAUCACAGUCUUAUAUUGGAGAACUCAAACGAUUGCAUACUAAUACUACGUUCACAGUCAACGCUAAUACUAGUCAAGAAAAACACUUUAUGAUUGAUGCUUGUCGACUUGUUCAUUGGUCGUUUGCUUGUGAAAAAUUUCCUUGUAAUAUUAAAGUAGAAUAUCAUAUUAAUACCCCUCAUAGCAAGACUUAUACAUUGUUUCAUAAUCAAAAUGCUCCUCUUCAUAAGCAAGUUUUACAAGGUGAAUUUAAAACUGAACGAAAUGGAAAUUUAAUAAUAACUAUUGACAAUCGAAACGAACGCGCUCCGCAAAUAAUCUGGUAUCAAUAUAGAACAAUUGCAUUAUCAACAUGUCAUUUAUUUGAUGGUAUAUUCAGUAUGUAUUAUAAAAAAUAUUCCAAACAAUCAAUUAAGAAUAUUAAAGAAGAUGAUCUGAGUAAAUUGAUUGAUCAAACAUUUUAUUUUAUUGAUAAACUUUUAAAUGGUGAAAUUACUUUACAAGAAAUAGACUAUCUCAAAACAGUUUUUUACGAUAAAAAUAUUGAUGUUAAAGAAGAAGUGAAAAAAUUGUUUGCUAAUCGUUCAAUCAACGACAACAAACAAGAAAGAAUGAGAACAACAACAGCAAUAGAUCACCAAGAAAUAGAACAAGUUUGUGAAUGGUUACGAACUUAUCAGUAUUAUACUCAUCUUAGUAUUAUAAUCGAUUGUGUACAAAAAUUUAAUAUCAUUUCAAAUAAUGAAUCAUUUGAUCAUCUACAUGAAAUGAUUAUUAAUGAAAAUUGUUCUUUAAAAACAUUUUCAGAAACGUACAAAGAUCUUUAUGAACGUUUUCGAAAGUUAACAAAUCAUCAUUUACAAUUAAUUAAAAUAAUUAUCGAAUGUUUAAAUGUUGUUGAAAUGAUGAAAAAAUUUGAUUUAUAUUCUACUCAUGGAUUACGCCGAUUUCAAGAGUUACGAGAUAAUUUAACAACACAAUUUCAAUUACAAGAACGCAAUAAUAUGAUUCUUAACUCAUGGAUUAUUAGUUAUGCAUUAUGUGAACCAUUUGUUCGUCAAGUAAAAAGUUUAGAAGAAUUUGUAGAUAAUCUUGCUAAAUUAUCAAAUAUUGAUGAAAGUUCAUUAAAACAUAUUAAAGCCGUCAAUGAUAAUAUACAAAUUGUCAAUAUGUGGCUAUCAACAGAAGAAACAACAAUGUUAGACAAUGCUCUUAUUACAAUGGAACAUUUAUAUAAGACGGGUAUAGUAAACAUUCAUCUAAAACAUUUAAUAAAUGAAGAAUCAUAUUUUGAAAUUGAAUAUUCAAUCGGCAAAGUAUCAACACAAAUCACUAAUAAAGAAGAUGAAAAAAUACAACAACAAGAGAAGCUAACAUUCACAUUAUCCAUGACCGAUAUUGACGAUCAUAAACGUCAAUUAACAUUUUGCAAUGUUGAUCUACAACAAAAUAUGAUUAACAAAAAGAUUUUAUUAAAUGAACAACUUAAAUUAUUAUAUACUAUCGAAAAAAUCUAUUUGAUUCUUGUCAAACUUGAAAAAACCGGCCAUCCAAAUUUUCAAUUGAAAGAAUACAAAUAUGAAAUCUAUGAUCGAACAAGUAAAAUUAAUAAAAUAUUAUCUGAUUUAAAAACUAAUCAAAAUAUCACUGAACAACAACUUGAACAAGCAAUUCAAGGUCGAACAAUUGAUUUUGAAUUAAUUUAUCGUAGUUUAGAAACUGUUUAUGAUAUGUGGAUAAGAGAUUUAGGAAAAUAUCGAAAUGAAAGUCGAUUAUUAACAUUAUUUUCAAAUCGUCAGGUUAUGAUCAUGAUUAUUUUAUUGACAAUAUCAACAACACAAAAUCAAAUUCAACAGAAAUUUUUAGAGAAAUUAUUUCCAUUAAAUAACUUCAACAAUCAACAAGAAGAACAAUUUAAUUUAACUAUUCUAUGUUUAAUUCAUUAUUUACGUUCAUUGAGAAUCAAAGAUUGUAAUUUAUCCAGAGAAAAUAUAAUUUCUCUAUAUAACAAAUAUAAAAUAGAAUUUGGUUCUUCGACAGGUGAAAGUUUAAAACGCUUAUGUUCUUUUUUAAAAGAUUUAUUCAAUAAUGGUGAAGAAUUAUUAAUAAAAAAUACUCUGACUAAUGAAAAUCAACAACUUCUAAUUACAUUAGAUACUCUGGAACAAACACAAAAUAAAAAAAAAUUUGAUAAUGAUUUUGACAUGAAUACUUGCUGUAUUCUUUUAAAUAUUUUUAAAGAUCGAUUACCAGCUGAUUAUCAAAUCUUAUGGUGUUCAAUUUCAACAGAAGAUGAUAUACGAUUAUUCUUUUUACGUGUACGAACUUUUCAAUAUUUAACAUUUGCUGUUCUUGAUAUUGAUAAAAUGCAUCAUCGACUUCGAGAAUUACUAUUAAAUGAACAAGAUUUAUUAGCGAAACAAUCUGAACCACAUGGAAUAAUUUAUUAUUUUUCAAGAGAAUUAAUAUCACCUAGAAAAGGUUUAAGACCAUUCUAUAUAAAACCACAAUAUCGAAAUCCAUCUCAAACUUAUACACAAUUUGUAAAUUUAUUACAAAAAAAUAAUAUUCCAUCAUUAGAAAUUGAAACUAUAUCUGGAAAAGCUGGAAUUGGAAAAACUCAUUAUAUCAAAACAAAAUAUAAAGAUUAUAAUAUGUCAUGUGUAAGUAUCAAUGAUAAAAUAAAUUUAUCAUUAUUGAUUAGUACAUUUCUAUCAUUGGAAUCAAAAAUAUCAAAUAGUCAACCAUCAAUUUAUUUUAAUAUUUCUAUUCAUGCACCGUUUAAACAAUUAAAUUCUAUACUUUUUUCUUUAUUUAUAUGUGGUUCAUUGAAUGAUCUUAGUAGUGGUUUUACAUUUUCACCAUCGAUAACAAAACCAUGGAAAUUUAUUAUGGAAAUUCCUUAUAGAGAAAAAUCUCAUAUGUCAAUUAAAGAAAAUUUUGAUCAAAUAUUACCAAUACUUUCGAUUAUAUCAACAAAAACAUUAGAAGAAAUAAAAGAUGUUAAUUAUCAAUUAUUUAUUGGUGAAGAAGAAGAACUUGUUGCAAGAUUUCUUAAUGCUUAUGAGAAUCAAACAAUUGAUCGUCUUGCAAAACAACAUCGUUUUAAUGGUGAACAACCCGUAGAUUUCGAUCGAUUAAUAGAUUCUAAUGAAUGUCGUCACCAUAUUUACAAUUGCUUUGAAAAAUAUGCACCAGAACUGCCAAGAAAUAAAAUUUUUGAGCUUUCUUUUACGAAAUUUUUAUAUCGUCGUGUACGAUUUUUUACUGGUUUUUUUUAUCGUUACAAUGAAAUUCAUGAACGUCUAGGUUCAAAUGCUAUGGAACAAAUGAUAAAUGAAACAAAAUAUCUUACACAAAUAGAUUUUUCAUCAGAUAAUUAUCCUCGUAUUUUUCUUGUCUAUGAUCCAUCAUUUUCAUUACAUUUAUUACAUAAUGAUUGGGAUAAUGUUCCAUCAACAUUAAAAUCUCUUUUUUUCAAUAUGGAUCCAGCAAAAGGAGAUGAAUAUAUCAAUAAAAAUUAUUUUGUUAAAUGUUUAUCAUGGUUAAUGGAUAUUCCUUAUGAUAUUUUCGAAACAAUCAUGAAUGAAACAAAAUUUAUCUUAACAGAAAAUUUUGCUUAUAAACUUUUUCAUAUUCAUGAAAGAAAAUUAACACGUUUAGCCUUAAUUAUUGAAGGAGAAACAGGAGUAGGAAAAACUUUUCUUCUUAAAUUUUAUUCUUUAUUACUUAAUUCCAAUAUUAUUUAUGGUCAAUUUCGCAAUAAAAUGGCACCGAAAAUCCUUGAACGUACAAGUUUAUGGUUAUUGAACAAUAUUAUGAAUAAUAUUUUAGGAAGUCAAUCGUAUUUAUUAAGUCUAUUUCUACGACGAAUAGAAUCAAAAAUACAUAAUUGUAAUAAUAUAAAUGAUAACGAAGGAGAAGAAAUUUUAUUUGAAGAAGACGAUCAACAUAUAAAUCAUCAACUUUUAUUAGAAAUAAAUGAAUCCUUACAAAAUUUUAAAUAUAAUCAUGAUGUUUUAAAAUGUAUAUGGAAAACAAUAGUUACUAUCGCACACGAAUAUGCGGCUGACAUUGUUCAAAAACUUUUUGUUGCAUUAUAUGAAUUUGUAACAUCAUAUUUAGAAGAUUUUACAUUAAUGGAAGCUAGUUAUCAAUUAAAAAGAUUAUUAGAACAAUUAAAAAUCUUAACAGUGAAAGAAUCUAUCGAAAUAUUCAAUCAAUUUCUGAGUCAUACUCGUAUUAAACCAUUAUUUUAUCGUCUUCUUUUACAUCCUGAUGUAACUGAAGAACAAAUCGAAAAAUUUAUGUUUCCAAUUUCUCAAUUAGCUAAACAGAUGUCUGCAAUUGAAUUAGUCGUCUUUUUUGAUGAAGUUAAUACAUCAUCUUGUCUUGGUUUAUUUAAAGAAAUUUUUAUGGAUGGAACAUUACAUGGAAUUAAUUUACCAAAAAAUAUUUUCUUUACUGCAGCUAUUAAUCCAUUAAUAUAUCUUAAUAAUGAUUUUCAAGUUCAUCGUGGUGAUUAUAUUGUACAUGAACUACCACAAUCACUAGAUAAUCUCAAAGUAUCUUAUGGAGUAUUAGAUUCAAAGACAUUAGAAGAUUAUAUCAAACAAAAAAUAGCAAAAUUUACCGUGAGUUCAUCAAGCAAUGCUCGGAAACAAAUAUCAUUAGAACAAUGUACACAAGUACUGCUCACUCAAUCUAUUCUUAAAGCACAAAAAUUAUGUGAAGAACAUCUAGGACGAAAUUCAGUAUCACAAAGAGAAAUUCAAAGAUGUUUUAAUCUUAUUAAUUUCUUUUGGACAAUGAAAUAUGAUAAAGUUUAUAAUGAACAAGAUAAAGCAAUACGAUGUGUUGCUUUAUCAUUAGCAUUGAUUUAUUAUUUUCGACUUCCCGUAAAUGAUGUUAAUGCACAACAAACUGAUCAUAAUACACUCUCACGUGAAAAACUUGGUGAAAUUCUUUCGGAAAUUAUACCGAAUUUUGUUAAAAUUAUUCAAGAUGAACUCGAAAGAUUUGUUACUACGGAUAAUUUUGUUAUUCCACAUGGUGUAGCUAUUAAUCAAGCCAUUCGUGAACAUAUAUUUUCUAUUGUUGUCAGUAUUGUCACUCGAACACCAUUAUGUAUAAUUGGUGCACCAGGUCAAUCAAAAACUCUUUCAUUUCAAAUUGUUUUACAAAAUCUUCAAGGUUCUCAAUUAUCAACAACAGAAUUUUGUAAAUCAUUACCAGCCAUUGAUCCAUUUUUUUGUCUUGGAUCAAAAUAUACUCGAUCAGAAGAUAUUGCAUAUAUAUUUGAACGAGCUAUCAAACGUGAACAGCAAUACCAACAAAAUCGAAUAGAUACACGAUGUGUUGUUUUUUUAGAUGAAGCUUCAUUGCCUGAUGAGAAAAAAAUGGUAUUAAAAGUACUACAUCCUUAUUUAGAUGAAUGUAAAGUAGCUUUUGUAGCUAUAGCUAAUAAAUCAUUUGAUGCUGCUAAUGCUAAUCGAAUGAUUUGUAUUUAUCGAUCAUUACCAUCAGAAGAUGAACAAAAAAUAUUAGCAUAUGGUUGUCUUGGACUACAAAUUGGAGGUGAACAACAAAAUACAAAAAAGGAUCUUGAUGAUAUUAUAUAUGGUCUUUGUCAAGGUUAUCGUCGAAUACUUUCUAGUUCAAAUAUUCCUCAAAUAUUUCAUGAUCGAGAUUUUAUUUAUAUGUUAAGAGAAUUACGCUUUGAAUUACCAAUGACAAUAGCAGAUGAUGAAGAGACAAGUAUUAGUAUUAUAAAACCGAUUAGUUUAUUACGUGCACUUGAAGAUAAUUUUAAUGGAAUAAAAGAAAAUGAAUUUAAAGAAUUAGUUGAAAUCUUUUUCAAAUCUGUUGAAGAAAAAUCUCCUAAUUUUUGUUUACCUUUCGAAUGGCAACAACAACAACAAAAAUUUUAUCGUGAUAUUCCAACUAUUCUUCAAAAUUCAUUAAAACUCGAUUCAAAACGUCGACGACUUUAUGGUCGUUAUAAAUUAAUAAUUGAUGAAUCAGAAGAUGAAAGUGCUAUUAAUCUUUUAUUACAAACAGGUAUUUUAGAUUCUGAUCCUAAACGAACAUCUAUAUUUCGAAUGUCAGACUUUUCGGAUGAUAUUAAUAAUGAAUUACGUAAUGUUGAAAUAUUAUCAACAAUUAAAUUAUGUAUGGAAACUGGUAAAACAAUUUUAAUGGUAAAUACAAAUCGAAUUCAUGGUUCACUCUAUGAUGUUUUUAAUCAAAAUUUUUCAAUAAUGGCAACAGGUGAUAUGAGAAAGAUAUUUUCUAAAGUUGCUAUUGGUUCAAAAACAAUUGAUGUUGCUGUUCAUGAAGAUUUUCAAUGUAUUGUUCAUAUUAAACGAAGUGAAUUUAAAGAUAUUCCAGCACCUUUUCUUAGUCGUUUUCAAAAAUAUUCAUUAAGUGUUAAUAAUUUCUAUCGUAUUCGAUUACAUAAACUUUCUAAUAAUGAACAGAAUAUAUUAAGAAAUAUUGAAGAAAAAAUUUUAUCAUUUAUUGAUCAUUUUGGACAACAAUAUUUUUAUGGUAUGAAUCAAAGUACUCUUUAUUCAUGUCUUUUAUCAUUAAUUAAAGUCAAUGACAAUGAAGAAUAUUCUUUAUUAAAUAUGCAUGAAUAUUAUACACAAUUAACUACUAAAUUAAAGUCAUUCAUUGAACAAAAUCCUACUAAUAUUCAGCAAUGUCUUUUUCGAUUAAUACUAUCAAAAUUGAUUCAACUUGUUUCACCUGAAUCAAUUAUAUUGAAAUUAUCAACAUUUGAAGAAAAAAUUCAACAAUGGUUAUAUAAUUUAUAUUUUCAUCAACAAGAACAUUUUAAUUUAAAAAAUUUUAUUCAACAAUUAGUUUUAAAAUCAUGGGAUCAGAUUAAUAAUUUUGAAUUAUUAUUAUUAGAAAAUACCAAAGAUCAAAUAAAAAUAAAUAAUAUUCGUAAAACAACGAAAGUAAUUAUAUUUACACGAACAUCAUCCUAUGUCAUUGGUUUAAACCAACAAUCAAAAAAUGAAUUAUUUACUAAUAAUACUGAUGAUGAUGAGGAUAUGAAUGGUAAUGAAAAAAUAGAAAUUCUAAAUUUGGAUACACUUGACAAUGCAGUGGAAUUACAAGAUAGAUUUCAUUCCUAUGAAAAUGAUCAUAAUAAAAAUGUUUUAAUCAUUGUUAUUGAUGGUCGAAACGGACAACAACGUUUGCAUAUUCCUUUUGUUCGAAAACUGAUCGAUGAAACUGAAUAUUCUUAUAAUAUUAAUAAUCGUGCAGAACGAAAAUAUUUUCUUAUGCUUGUUCAUUCAUCAGCCCAAGAUUUACAUCAUCAAUCAUGUUUUCCAUCGAUAUUUUUACAUGAUUGGGAAUUUUAUUUCUUUGAUACAUGUACACCAGGUAGUGCAUUUUAUCUUCAAAAAAUGUUACGAAUUUUAUCAUCAUCUCAUGAUGAUCAACAAUCACAAGUUAUUGACAAUGUAUUAUGUGAUUUAAAUAUUCUCUUUGAAGAUUUUUUAUGGGAUUUUUGUUCUCGAAUUCAACUUUCUCUUCCUGAAUUNUUGCCAUAA
Rotaria sp. Silwood2 is the source of this 9942-nucleotide messenger RNA. Lineage: Eukaryota; Metazoa; Rotifera; Eurotatoria; Philodinida; Philodinidae. The record is from the annotation of a GenBank genome assembly.